AGUUAAAAAUUAUAAUUGUCUAAGAAUAUUAAGUACAAAUCAACCUUAUAAAGUAAUUUAUUUAAUACCAAAAACUAUGAGUUCUGUUUGUAAAUGUGAUUGCGGGAAAUUAAGUUCAUCAAUGAACGAUAAAAAUUGGAAUAGACAUAUUAACUCAUGUAAAGUACGAAAAUUUAAAAGAAACUCUCAUGAUAUAAAAUCGUUUUUUUCUGGAAACAAGAGUAAAAAAAGCAAAUUGAUUCACCAAAUUACUGCUGUAAAAAAUACUAUUUUUGAUGUGAACAAUGAUUUAAAUGAAGACCAAAGUACCCCAGUUAAUAAAGAAUCAUUGGUUAAAUGUGAAAUUCAAAAAGAUACUGAGAUAAGCUCAUGUUUGCAAAAUAAAGAAUUUUGUCUGAUAAAUCAAAAUGCCAUCGUGAUUGGUUGUCUUAUUCAUUAAGCAGAAAUAAAAUAUUUUGUAUUCAUUGCAUGCUUUUUGGAACCAAUUUGCAUAGUAAUUUAGAAAAAUCUUGGACCAAAGAAGGGUUUAAUAAAUGGAAAAAUUGUUCAUUUGCUAUUCAAAGACAUGAAUUAACUCCAGAUCAUGUAACAUCAUCUUUAAAAUGUAAGUUACGUCAAAACAAUGUGCCAAUUUUGCCUUCAAUUGAAAAUAAUAGAAAAACUCAGAUAGCAAUGAAUAGACAAGUUUUAUUAGAGCUUAUAGACAUUGUAAUAUACAUGGGACGUCAUAACCUGGCAUUUCGUGGGCAUUAUGAGGAUUGGUCUUCAAAUUCUUGAGGUAAUUUUAAGAACUUGGUUAUGUUAAUGUCUAAAAAUUCCGGACCAUUAGCGGAAUACAUUAACUGUAUUCAACAAAAUGGAAAACGUGAAACAUCUUUUAUUUCAUGGCAAAGACAAAAUCAGUUGAUUGAAGCUAUUGCCGAAGAUAUUUAAUUUCAAAUAAGAUAA
This is a messenger RNA of Sipha flava (yellow sugarcane aphid), 948 nucleotides long. RefSeq lists its product as uncharacterized. The transcript is spliced from 3 exons. Bases 77 to 439 code for a protein of 120 amino acids. Lineage: Eukaryota; Metazoa; Arthropoda; Insecta; Hemiptera; Aphididae. The record is from RefSeq and is a predicted model, not a curated record.